Messenger RNA from Trichogramma pretiosum, 1853 nucleotides. It is a transcript of the gene Patsas, whose product is annotated as probable protein S-acyltransferase 23. The transcript has 3 exons. The record is from RefSeq and is a predicted model, not a curated record. Gene Ontology annotation, biological process: protein palmitoylation. Gene Ontology annotation, molecular function: palmitoyltransferase activity; protein binding. Gene Ontology annotation, cellular component: Golgi membrane. Lineage: Eukaryota; Metazoa; Arthropoda; Insecta; Hymenoptera; Trichogrammatidae. The annotation marks the transcript as partial.
CUCGAGCAGAGCAGCCCGGGCGCCGCCGGCAAGGGAGCCGCCCCCUCGGCGGAGGGCCGCCGCCUGCUGGAGCUGCUGCGGGCCGGUGAGCUCGAGGCCGCGGACGAGCUGAUCGAGCUGCACGGGCCCGGCAUCCUGGGGGCCCGCGACGAGUGGGGCUACACGGCCGGCCACUGGGCCGCCCUCGACGGCGACCUCGAGCUGAGCCGCUUCCUGCUGGAGCGGGGCGCGCCCCUGGACCUGCCCUGCCUGGGCACGCAGGGCCCGCGGCCCAUCCACUGGGCCUGCCGCAAGGGCCACAGCGCCGUGGUGCAGCUGCUGCUGCGCCGGGCCCACGUGGCCGUGGACGCGGCCGACUUCAAGGGCCUGACGCCGCUCAUGACGGCCUGCAUGUUCGGCCGGGCGGCCACGGCGGCGCUGCUGCUGGGCUCGGGCGCGGGCCCGCUGCUGGCCGACGUGAACGGCGACACGGCCCUCCACUGGGCGGCCUACAAGGGCCACGCCGACCUGAUCCGGCUGCUGCUCUGCUGCAGCGGCGUCGAGGCCCGCCAGGCGGACCACUUCGGCUCGAGCCCGCUGCACCUGGCCUGCCUGGCCGGCCACACGGCCUGCGUGCGGCUGCUCUGCGACAAGGCCGACGUGGAGCUGGAGCCGCGCGACCGCAACGGCAAGACGCCCCUGCAGCUGGCCCAGGCGCACCGCCACCUCGACAUCGUGCGGCUGCUGCAGGCCGAGCAGAGGCGUCGGGCGCGCUGCCUGCCCCCGGUGCUCCAGCGCCUCUGGGCCCUGCUGUUCGGGGGCGCGGGCCGCAGCAAGGGGCCCCUCCUCCUCUUCGUCGGCUCGGUCCUGCUCUGGGGCUACCCCAUGUACCUCUACAAGUGCGUCCCCAUGACCUGGGACCUGCUCAGGGCCAGCCACUACUGCUUCAUCUACUGGAACGUGCUCAUGUGGCUGUCCUGGCUGGUGGCCAAUCGCCGCGACCCCGGUUACUUGCCGCGCAACAGCGACGCUUACUACCGGGCCAUCAAGCAGAUACCCUACUACGACAAGUGGAAGAAGCGCAACCUCGUGCUGGCUCGGCUCUGCCACAGCUGCAAGUGCUUUCGACCGCUGCGCGCCAAGCACUGCCGGAUCUGCAACCGAUGCGUCGCCUACUUCGAUCACCAUUGUCCCUUCAUCUACAAUUGCGUGGGCCUGCGUAAUCGCAUGUGGUUUUUCCUCUUCGUGCUCUGCAUCGCCAUCAACUGCUCCUUCACCAUAUACUUCGCCUGCUACUGCAUCGCCAUCGAGGGUCUUCACCUGCUCUACGUGCUGGGCCUCUUCGAGGCGCUCGUUUUCUGCGCACUCGGCUGGAUUCUCACCUGCACUUCGGUUCUUCACGCCUGCAUGAACCUCACCACCAACGAGAUGUUCAACUAUAAACGAUACUCGUACCUGCGCGACAAGCGAGGCAAGUAUUGGAAUCCUUUUAGCAGAGGACCCCUCUUGAACUUCGUCGAGUUUUUCGCCUGUCCUUCGGACCUUUUCGGCAGCGAUCCGCAACAUUACCAGCUUUUUCAAGACGAUAAUAUAAUGUGACAACAAUAUUACUGCCUCAUUGUUUCAUCUGCUGCUCUUCUUAUCGUGCACGCUGCUUGAUAUAUUGUUCAUCGACUUUUUACAAUCAAACAAACAACAUUUCUACUACUCGGCACAUUGUACAAUUUUACAACAUCUGUAUACAAAUUUAUCUUUCGGCAAUAAUUCAUAUUUUUUUCUUGUCUUUCAUCGCUACCUAAACAAACAUUGCCGUUGUUAAACCAAUGCUGGCAAAUAGCAAGCAAAUAAAUAAAUACUUUUUUUGCUACUGUAAA